UCCUCCUGUUCUGUGUUCAGACAAGAAGCUUGUCACCAUGGCUCUUUCCAGCAGCUCAAAGUAUGAUUGCAUUGUGAUAGGGGCUGGAAUUCAGGGAUCAUUCACAGCCUACCAUUUAGCUAAAAGCGGAAAGAAGACCCUGCUGCUAGAACAGUUUCCCCUGCCUCACUCCAGAGGAAGCUCUCAUGGGCAGACACGCAUUAUCCGCAGAGCAUACCCAGAAGAUUUCUACACCGACAUGAUGGAGGAGUGCUACCAGCUUUGGGCAGAAGUGGAGAGAGAAUCAGAGACCAAGCUGUACAGAAAAACAGGACUUUUGGUCCUGGCCAAUGCUGGUAAUCAUGCGUUUGAAGUCGUCUGUGAAAACAUGAAACAAAGACAGAUACCAUGGGAAUCUCUGAGUCAGGCAACAUUUAAAAUGAGGUAUCCUGGAUUUUCUAUAAAGCCUGGAGAAGAGGUCUGCAAUGAUAUCAAUGGUGGGGUCUUGUAUGCUGACAAGUCACUGAGGGCUGUACAGGGCCUUUUCCAACUCAUGGGAGGGGUCAUUCAUGACGGUGAGAAGGUGACACACAUUGAGCCUGGUCCAGUGGUUAUUGUGUCAACCACCUCCAGUACGUAUGAAGCAGAGAAACUUGUAAUUACAGUAGGACCAUGGGCCAAGAAAGUCCUUAGUCCCCUUGGACUUCAACUCCCCCUAAAGACACUGAGGAUUAAUGUAUGUUACUGGAGAGAGAAGAAUCCUGGGGAUUCUGGAAUCCUUCAGAAUUUACCAUGUUUCCUGGGUAUGCAGUUAAAUGGAGAUCAACGUGACGUUUAUGGUCUACAGUCGCAGGAGUAUCCAGGGCUAAUCAAGAUUUGUUAUCAUCAUGGAAAUGAGGCAGAACCUGAAGAGCGUGACCUUCAAGUUAAAGACCCCAAAAUCCCUGACAUCCAGAUACUUCGCAGCUUCAUCAGCAAUUAUCUUCCUGGUUUGCAUCCUGAACCUGUCGUAGUAGAGCAAUGCAUGUACACGAGCACCCCUGAUACAAACUUUAUACUGGAUCAUCACCCACUUCACAAAAAUAUUGUCAUUGGCGCAGGGUUUUCAGGUCAUGGAUUUAAGUUAUCCCCUGUGGUGGGAAAGAUCUUGAGUGAGCUCUGCAUUGGCACAAAGUCAACCUACGAUCUCAAGCCAUUCCAAAUAGCUCGUUUCCAAAACCAGUAAAAAUCAGUUUUGUAACAGAAAAAUCGCAGAGAUGGAAAAAAUAUACCAAGAAAUUUAACUGUCAAUUUCAAAAUGUCUCUAUGUCGGAUACAACUGUUUUGUUCAGGCAACUGUGACAAGGUCCUUUAAAUGGUCCAUUUGUCUUAUUUUCAGAAUUGCCAGUUGACAUCUAUUUCAUACUCUAAACAUAGGGCUACCCGUAUAUCUGCUGUGUGUUUUGUUCAAUAAAAGAAGCAUGCUAACAACAUUUACCAAAGGUACUUUAUUAUUGAUGAUCCUAAUCAUCUCACAAAGUGAACCUUAACCCAUUAAAACCUUAAUGACA
Molecule: messenger RNA, 1529 nt
Organism: Spea bombifrons (plains spadefoot toad)
Lineage: Eukaryota; Metazoa; Chordata; Amphibia; Anura; Pelobatidae
Gene: PIPOX
Product: pipecolic acid and sarcosine oxidase
Exons: 8
Coding region: 38-1204 (388 amino acids)
Cellular component (GO): peroxisome
Molecular function (GO): L-pipecolate oxidase activity; sarcosine oxidase activity; flavin adenine dinucleotide binding
Source: RefSeq, a predicted model, not a curated record